AUACUACGUACACAACUGUACCCGCAGAACCCAUGCUGACGAGAUCUCCGUGGUCACGUUUACUAGAAAAUCGGAGGACUUUGGAGACUGGAAAAUGGGUGAAGAGGAGUCGGAAACAACAGGAAAGCUUGGAAGCAAGCGCAUAUUUGUUAACCACGUCGACUGUUAUCAUGGCAAGAAUAUUGGAAAAUACCUGUCCAACUGCGUCGUUGGUGCAUCACUCGAGGAAAUCGAGGAAGAAGAGGAGGACAGUGCCUCAGUCAAGAGUGAUGUGGUGGGCCCACCCAAGGAGGGUACCUACCACAUCAUUGGCUCCCUCAAGAACCCUAACAAGCCCAAGCCUGCUUGGGUGCAGGAAAUCGUCAGUUUUCCAGAGAAGGAACAAAUGUUGGAACAUCUUGCUGAAUGUGAUGUCGUAAUGUAUGAUAUCAAUGAGGAUCCUGGUCAGAUUGACGAAGCCUCUUGGGCUGUGUCAGCUUUGCAUGCAGAGUUGGAGCGUUUUGAAUCACCCAAGAUGUUUAUCUUGGUCUCAUCCAUUAUGACGUGGGCCAGAAGUAAACCCGUUGAUCCAGACGACCCGGAGAUCCCAUUCACUGAGGAGGAUUACAGACGGCGUAAGCCACACUCUAACUUCAAGGCGCACAUCAGCGCUGAGAAGCUGGUCAUCAAGCUAGGGAAGACAAACAAGGCCAAGUUUGUAACUUAUGUUAUUGCCUCAGGGCUGACCUACGGUGGGGGAGAAAAUAUCUUCCAUUACUUAUACAAGGCUGCCUGGCAUGGAGAAAUCGAAGCACUCCAGUGCUUUGGUAACGGGAUGAAUAUCCUGCCCACAAUCCAUGUCAAAGAUCUCGCUGGCGUCAUCCAAAACAUUGCUGAUGGAAGACCUAAGACUAGAUACUUACUGGCUGUGGAUGAUUCCCAGAAUUCCCUUGAGGAGAUUGUUAAGUGCAUAAGCAGUAAUCUUGGUAACGGUAAAGUGAAGCACAUCACCAAGGAGGAUGCAUUACUCAGCAAGGGUCUGUCUCAACAAGACUUUGACAUGCUGCUGACCAGCCUGCGGAUGGACGGCGUCUACAUCAAGGAGAACAUGAACAUCCGCUGGGUGUCAGAGCGAGGCAUCAUUGAGAACGUCCACCAGAUCAUCCAGGAGUUCAAGGCCACCAGGGGCCUCCUGCCGAUGCGAGGCUGCGUGCUUGGGCCCCCAGCUGUUGGCAAAACCUGCGUAGUGGCAGCCCUCUGUAAGCACUACAAGCUACACCACAUCAAGAUCAAAGAUGUCAUUGAUGAAGCAAUUGAGGCACUGGAAAAGAGUGCAGCCCGGGCUGAUGCUGACGAGAAUGAAGACGAUGAUGGCAAGGCUCAGGAGGACCAAGAGCUGUUGGAAGCCAUCAUGGAGAGCAAGGAAUCUAACAACGGCCGCAUUGAGGACCAGUACAUCCUUCGCUUCUACCGGGACAAACUGCAUUCCAUGCCCUGCCAGAACCAAGGCUUUAUCCUGGACGGCUUCCCCAAGACAAUGGAGCAGGCUAAGGAACUGUUUGCUGCCGAGGACGAAGAGGAGCAGGAUGAGAACAGCAAAGUGCCCGUCUACGACAAGACCACCAUGCCCGAGAUGGUGGUCUCCCUGGAGGCACCAGACGACUUCUUGAAGCAACGGGUCAUGAACCUGCCCGAGAGCACGGUGGCGGGCACCCACAACAACGAGGAAGGCUUGCUGCGGCGACUGACCGAGUUCCGAGCGGUGAAUGAGGAGGACACCACCGUGCUCAACUACUUUGAUGAGUUGGAGAUUCACCCAGAGCACGUCGAUGUGACCAAGGAGGUGGACCCCAACAAUGCCACCAUCGUGGAGCAGGUCACCAAGAUCAUGGGUGAGCCACGCAACUACGGCCCCACCCCUGAGGAGGUGGAAGAGAUGGAGCGUAUAGAUACGGAGAAGCGGCUGAAGAAGGAGCAGGAGGAGAAGGAGGAGCGUGAAAGGCAGGAGGCUGAGGAGGCCGCUCUCAGGGAACAGCGGGAGAAGGAAUGGGCUGAGAGACUGGAGGAGGUCAAACGCCAAGAGACAGAGCAGCUGGAGAAUCAAUCCAUCCCGCUGCGCAACUACCUGAUGAAGCAUGUCAUGCCGUCACUCACCCAGGGCCUGAUAGAGUGCUGCAAAGCACGGCCAGAUGAUGCCAUUGAUUUCCUGGCGGAGUAUCUCUUCAGGAACAACCCACAGGUAGACUAACUCCUGUUGUCAUCAGACGUGUUUGUUGCAAGUGGUCCAAUCUGUUACAGCCAACAAGGAUGGGAGGAGUUCCCUGUCAUGUCUCCAUUGCCUGGCCCAACCAAUCGUUCAAAUGUUACAGGAGUCGAUUUUUUUAUUUUGGAAAAAAAAUUUUAACAUUGAAAUAGUCCAGGAUUACUCUAUGAAAUGUCAGGAUGAUGUUGUCUUAUUAGUAUAGUUUUUUGAAUUUAUUUUCUUGUCAUUUAACUGUUGGCACUGUUAACUGCCCUGGAAAGUAAUCUCAAGAUUUCCUUUAAGGCACAAAUUGUAAGACAGUCUCGGAGUCAGCACUGAAGGCGGCCUUUUCUCUUAUUAAGGAACUGUGGGGGAAUUAAUUUAAUGUACAUUUUCUGCUGACUUGUACCUUUAAUUGAACAGAAGAUGAUGUUGCUCUUCUUGUAUAUACGAUGUAUAUAAAAAGCAGUUGUGCGUCGGUUUCAAGUGUUGAUCCGUCCAGAGUUCAGAACUGAUUGUAGUGAAUACUUCAAGUAGAUUGUAAACAAGCAUCUGUUAUUUUCUGGGUUUUAUGUAAAGUGAAAAUUGUAGAUUUCAAAGUAAAAACUUGCUCAGAAUUCAUCAUCCGUCCAGUUCAUCCAUCCUGUACUCUGUACUGGUUUCUACUAGUGAAAGUCUCAACUGUUUAAAAGCCCUUGUUUAAUUAAUCACUUUUACGCUGGGCAAAAUUUUAUUUUGAUAACAAGUAAAUGUGAUCAGUAAGAGUUUUCAGCCGUCCAGAUACAUUUAUUUGAAGAUAACUUGGUAAUCGGGGUGUUUGAUAUAAUUUUUGUAAGACCUUGUUCAAUAAAAUUUCGUUUCUUGUGACAUGAAAA
Molecule: messenger RNA, 3096 nt
Organism: Acanthaster planci (crown-of-thorns starfish)
Lineage: Eukaryota; Metazoa; Echinodermata; Asteroidea; Valvatida; Acanthasteridae
Gene: ak7
Product: adenylate kinase 7
Biological process (GO): nucleobase-containing compound metabolic process
Molecular function (GO): ATP binding; nucleobase-containing compound kinase activity
Source: RefSeq, a predicted model, not a curated record